AUGUGGCAUCUCAACGAACCAUUGUUCCAAAAGGAUUUUUUGUCAGAGUUGCCAGAGGAGAUUGCUUAUCGUAUCAUCGCCCAUUUGACAACCCGCGAUUUGAUGACUUGUGCUGGCGUUUCGCGGGCGUGGCGGCGGCUUUGUGAAGAUGAUCGGACGUGGCGACAGGAAUGUUUGGAGAGAGGAUAUGUGAAAUUUGAUGCGCCAAGCUUUCAUUUUCUCGGAGGUUGGGCGGACAAUCGAGCAGAUGAGCAAGCGGGAAUCACCAUCUGUUCACAUAUGGACCUUCAAGAAGCACAUCAGAAUCGACGAGAACGCGAGAACGCAUAUGGACAAUGCUAUGAGCGAUCGUCAUGGAAGUCGCUGUACUUGCGGAAGAAGCGAAUCAUUUCAAAUUGGCGAUCCCGAGCGAUUCAAUCAAGCACUGUCCAAGAGGUUGAUAAAGGGAUCUUUCGUCUACAAGUUCACUCUGGUCGUAUUCUUACUUGUUUUGAUGACACUACGUUGCGGGUCUGGAAUGUUGAUGAUGCUCAACCAGCUUUCACUCUAACGGGCCAUAUGGGUCAGAUUUUGACAUUUCAAGUGAGCGAUGAUGGCGAAUACAUUGUCAGUAGCGGGUUUGAUGAAACGGUGCGCGUUUGGUGUGGUCAAACCGGUGCACAGCUUCAUGUUUUGCAGGGGCAUACGGAUUUGAUUCCAUGCAUGAGUCUACAUGGCACAACUCUUGUUUCUGGAUCAUCGGAUCAAACGCUGCGAGUCUGGGACAUUGUCGACGGGAAAUGCCUUCACAUUUUGACUGGCCACUUGGCGGAGGUACGUUUUGUGCUAUUUGAUGGAAAACAGGUUGUUUCUAGUGCUGAUGGUGAUGAUUUUAACGUAAAGGUUUGGAAUGCACACACGGAGGAGUGUUUGUACAUGUUGACGGGUCACACGGAUAUAAUUCUUUCACUUUUGUUUGAGUCAGAGCGUGAUCUUGUCGUGUCGGGUAGUCGUGACGGAACGAUUCGCGUCUGGGAUGUGCGAAGACGAACAUGCAUCGCACAUCUUGUCUUUCAUCAAGGGUCACGGCUCAGUAGUUACUUUGAGAUGCAGUUUCGCGGAAACAUUUUGGUCUCCUAUUACGACUCGAAACUUAAGGUUUGGGACAUUCGUGACGGUGGCUCGUUCACUCAUCGUUUACAAGAGGCAAAUCGUCGCACGUCGAACGUCACUUCAUUGCAAUUGCUUGACCACGGACUUUUGGUGACGGGUUCGAUGGAUGGCUCGGUCAUGCUGUGGGAUGUGGAUAAAGGUAUCUUCGUUCGUGAUCUCGUUCGUUUUGCAUCAUGUGGAUAUGGCGGUUACAAUUGGCUUCUCAAAGCGAGUGAAACAUUGCUCGUGGGUGCAUUUGAAGCGAGAUCGGAAAGGAGCACAAAUCUGAUCUUGAUCGAUUUUGACGCAGCGUAUCCA
Mesorhabditis belari is the source of this 1449-nucleotide messenger RNA. The record is from the annotation of a GenBank genome assembly. NCBI's taxonomy places the organism in Eukaryota, Metazoa, Nematoda, Chromadorea, Rhabditida, Rhabditidae.